AAUUGCUCUUACUUUGAGACAUCAUCCAAAUUCGUUCAACAAGAAAACGAAAAAUGAGUCCUUGUCCUUUCGUCUCUCUCUUCCUCAUCUUCUUUCUCACCUCCCUCCACGCUGCAUCUGCAGAUGGCGGUAACACCAACAUCAUCCACGAAACGUGCAAGAAAUGCGCGCAAGCAGACCCCAACGUCAGCUACAAGUUCUGCGUCGCGUCGCUCGAGUCGAACCCAAACAGCCUCAGUGCUGACCUCCAUGGGCUCGGCCUCAUCUCCAUCAAGCUGCUGCGACACAACAUGACCCACACGAGGUCUUAUACCAAGAAGCUUUUGAAGAGCAAGAAGAUGGAUCCAUUCAUCAAAGCAUGCUUGCAAGAUUGCUUGGAGCUGUACUCCGAUGCAGUCCCGACACUAAAAGAGGUGAUCAGAUCCUACAAGGCCGAGAAGUAUGAGGACGCAAACAUCAAUCUGAGCUCGGCGAUGGAGGCGUCGACGACGUGCGAGGAUGGGUUCUCGGAGAAAGGCGUGGUGUCACCAUUGACCGAGAGGAACGAGGACGCAUCUCAGUUGUCGGCUUUGGCUCUCUCGAUCGUUACCAUGCUUUCACGUUCUUCGCAUUAGUUAGCAUUGAACGUUGUGGCCUUUCAUUGCUGUCGACUCCUGCAUCGUCGUGUUCGGCAUACCGGUCUUGCAAUUUGAAUUGUUUAUUCGUUUACAUAUGAACUUGAAUGAUAACGCUGUGGUUUUCUUGCACGAUUUAUUGAUUAUAUCGGAAUUCUUUGUGUUUGUCACUGCGGCCUAUCAAUUUGCUGUUUUCUUGUGAUUAAUUGAAUUAUUUUGGAAGAUGAUUGAUA
Molecule: messenger RNA, 847 nt
Organism: Eucalyptus grandis
Lineage: Eukaryota; Viridiplantae; Streptophyta; Magnoliopsida; Myrtales; Myrtaceae
Product: putative invertase inhibitor
Exons: 1
Coding region: 54-614 (186 amino acids)
Molecular function (GO): enzyme inhibitor activity
Source: RefSeq, a predicted model, not a curated record